Messenger RNA from Rhizophagus irregularis DAOM 181602=DAOM 197198, 579 nucleotides. The record is from RefSeq and is a predicted model, not a curated record. Lineage: Eukaryota; Fungi; Glomeromycota; Glomeromycetes; Glomerales; Glomeraceae.
AUGAAAUAUAGCUCAUUGGAAUCAUCUCAACAAGAUGAAUCUAAUGGUAGUAAAAUCGCAUUUCUAGGAUUAAUACUUAAAGAGAUAUUAAUAACUGAAUACAUUAAGAAGAAUGAAGCCACUAACACAUCUGUAAAUAUGAUGAAUGUUUCAAAUAUUUUAAAUAAUCUGAAAAGUAAUGAAAUAGAGUCUUACACAUCUUAUACAACAUCUACAAUUCUAACAACUUCUCUAUUUCACAACUAUGAAAUUUCAAGUAUCUCAAACAAUUUAAGUAAUGAAGUUGAGCUUUACUUAACAUCAAAAACUCCUACAACUUCUUCAUUCCACAGCUAUGAAAUUUCAAAUAUCAAAGAAAAAUUAAUAGGCUUAUGCGAGAAAGAAAAGAAAGCAAAGGUGAAAUUAUCAUUAAGUUAUGGUAUUGUCAAUUUGAAUAAUAGUAGAAUCAUGGAUGUCUUGGGACAAUCUGUAAAGUUUUAUUUUGAAGCAAAAAUGAAGAAAUAUAAAUCACAAAUAACCAUGUCAAAAGAAGCUUUAGAAACUUUGAAGUAUUUAAAUGUAAUAGUAUAUAUUAAUUAA